UAUUAGAGGAUAUAACAGCAUAACAGUGAACAGUGACUUCACUUCAGUCGGUACUCGGUACGUCGCAAACAGUUGUGCUCCAGACUCCAGACUUGUCCUGACUUCUUCGAAAAUCACAAGCCGAAAAAUUGAAUCUCGCUUUAGUAAGAUCAAAACCAAAAGUCAAAAUGGCGAGAACAAUUCCACCCACUUUGGAGAAACUGUUCAGUCACAUUGAUGCCCACAAAAAAGAGUAUAUUGAUAAUCUUCGCGAAGCUGUAGCAAUUCAAUCGGUAUCGGCAUGGCCAGAAAAAAGGCAAGAAAUAGUGAAAAUGAUGAAGUGGGCCGAAGUGAGAAUGAAGGAACUCGGAAGUACAACGGAAUUGGUGGAUCUGGGAACUCAGACUCUUCCGGAUGGCAAAGUCAUCCCUUUGCCUCCGGCACUCCUGGGCAGCCUUGGAAAUGAUAAAAAUAAAAAGACUGUUUUAUUGUACGGCCACUUGGAUGUGCAGCCUGCGCUUUUGGAAGACGGAUGGAGUACUCCGCCGUUCGAACUGGUAGAAAAAGAUGACAAACUUUAUGGCAGAGGCAGCACCGAUGACAAGGGCCCUGUUCUUUGUUGGAUUCAUGCUCUUCAAGGCUACAGAGCUAUCGGAGCUGAAAUUCCAGUGAACAUCAAGUUCGUCUUUGAAGGAAUGGAAGAAAGUGGCAGUGAAGGAUUGGACGAUCUUUUGUAUGCACGUAAAGACACUCCAUUUCUGAAAGAAGUGGAUUAUGUGUGUAUAUCGGACAAUUAUUGGCUGGGAACAACAAAGCCCUGCAUAACGUACGGUCUCCGUGGCGUUUGUUAUUUUCACAUCGAAGUGAGCUGCGCCGAAAGAGACCUCCACAGCGGUACGUUUGGUGGUACCGUUUAUGAAGCGAUGUCGGAUCUCGUUCAUUUGCUUGGAACUCUCGUCGACGUUAACGGACGCAUACAAAUCGAUGGGAUGUACGACAAUGUCGCUAAAAUAACUGAUGUAGAAAUGGCCUCUUACAAAGACAUUGAAUUUGACGUUGACGAACUUCGCAGCACUGUUGGCACUUCGAAAUUAGCUCAUAACGAAGAUAAGACAAAAAUUUUGAUGCACCGUUGGCGUUUCCCAAGUCUAUCACUCCACGGAAUCGAAGGAGCAUUCAGUGAGCCAGGCUCAAAAACUGUCAUACCAGGAAAAGUAAUUGGCAAAUUUUCCAUUCGUAUUGUGCCGAACAUGACACCGAACGAAGUUGAGGCAAAGGUCAAAGCGCAUUUCGACAAACAUUGGGCGAGCCGGGGCAGUCCAAAUGUUUUGAAAGUCUCAAUGGGACAUGGCGGUAACGCAUGGACCGAAAAUCCUGACCAUCCUCACUAUGUUGCCGCCCGUACCGCAACCAAAAUGGUUUACAACGUUGAUCCUGACUUGUCCAGAGAAGGCGGCUCCAUUCCAGUCACCCUUACUUUCCAGGAAGUCACAGGAAAAAAUGUUCUUCUUCUGCCAGUCGGUUGCGGCGAUGAUGGCGCACAUUCGCAAAAUGAAAAACUCAAUAUUCGCAAUUAUAUCGAAGGAACAAAAUUACUGGGUGCCUAUCUGUAUCAAGUGGGACAACUUUGAGAGCUCUAAUCGAACGUUAUUGAAGGAAAACUCGAUUAAUUAAUUUGAACUUUGUUAAAUGCAGGUCAGGGUUGAUCAGCGUCUUAAGAUUAGAAUUUUAUUAACUCUACAGUGCUACUUUACAAUGCAUUUUUCAAACUAGAUGGUUAGGGGGCUUCGUAUGAAUGAAUAAAAAUGGUUUUGGUAA
Messenger RNA from Venturia canescens, 1797 nucleotides. It is a transcript of the gene Cndp2, whose product is annotated as Cytosolic non-specific dipeptidase 2. The transcript has 5 exons. Bases 168 to 1610 code for a protein of 480 amino acids. Gene Ontology annotation, biological process: proteolysis. The record is from RefSeq and is a predicted model, not a curated record. NCBI's taxonomy places the organism in Eukaryota, Metazoa, Arthropoda, Insecta, Hymenoptera, Ichneumonidae. Gene Ontology annotation, molecular function: metallodipeptidase activity.